Messenger RNA from Leishmania mexicana MHOM/GT/2001/U1103, 2157 nucleotides. RefSeq lists its product as hypothetical. Bases 1 to 2157 code for a protein of 718 amino acids. Lineage: Eukaryota; Euglenozoa; Kinetoplastea; Trypanosomatida; Trypanosomatidae. The transcript has a single exon. The record is from RefSeq and is a predicted model, not a curated record.
AUGUCCUCCGCGGAGGUGCAUGAUGGCGCUGUGGGGUGCCCCAAGCGCUCACGUCAGCGCGGACAGCGCUUAUCGCCGGCAGACGCGGGCAAGACCGACACGCUGCAGGUGGUGUCAAGAGCAGACAAGGCGUACAGCAUGCUGGAUGACGGGGACAUGUCUGUCGAGCAGGAGGACGUGCUGGUCGGCACUGUCUGCUCCCUGCACGACUACUGUCACUACCUCACCGGGUGCGGUGGCCUCGAAGAUGGUGAAGCUGCCGAUAUCGCGGAUGAGGUAGCGCAUCUCUCGCCGUCGCACAAGGGCCAGGUCACCACAGAUUCGCCCGCUUCCAGCGGCCGAAGCGCACACGUGCCCGAGACAGCAUCCGACCGCGUCAGCGGCGCGGCAGGUGUCUCGCAUUGCGUCCCUGCUGACGCCGCCGCGGCUGCCUCAUCGCCGCCGUCCUUCCCACCGCCGAAGAUCAAUGCACCAGCCUCUGCAAACAUGUUCCGUUUCACGCCGCCGCUGUCACGGGGUGCGGAGACGACAGGCCGAGGGAUGUGUUCAACGAGCUUAUCGAAGCGCUGGCAGGUUCUGGGAGACGACGAUGGGGGCAAAGCCGUUUUACCAGGAUCGGAUGCGCAGCAGCGGGUGCGCAGCAAACGUGGCACUGCCACUGCAGGUAUCCGUCCGCACCGGCUGUAUGAGGACGUCGGCCACCAGUACUGGAGCCGCAUCGCAUCCAACGCGUUCCUCGAGGAGAAGGUGCGUAUCUGUCGGUGCUCGCACGAGCCCAGCAGAACGACCGCCGCCUUUUCCUCUGCGCACCCGCCGGCACCGCCGCCACGCGUACACGUCGCUGCGCCUAUGCCCAGGCGUCAAGAGCAAGCGGCACAUCGUCGACGCGAGCGCGCUGCACCGACAACAGACGCGGGGGUGUUGCCUCUCUCGUCGACGUCUUGUGCCGCCCUGUCGCCGGCGGCGUCCGACGCUCUGGGCGUGGGCUGCACCGCAGCAGCCCUAUCUGCGUCGCACAGCGUCGGUGUCUUACUGGCGCACGAACACGAGUGGACCUACUUUAGCGUACUGUUCCACACCCACGCUGCGCAGUUUCCGCGGAGAUCGGCAGAGUCCGCUGCUGCGAGACUGGCUUCCCACCGCAGCCUCGACCUCUCGUAUGUCUACUGCUUCCUGGACCCGCCGUGCCGCCUGUACACCGAGGAGCUGGAGGAGUGGGCGCACGCGGCACGGGAGCGACGGCGCGAGCGGGAGUGGGUGCGCGAUGGGCGCCACAUUCGGCAUGGUCCGCCGCCGUCGCCGUCAUCUGCUCACGGCGCUCCCGCACGGACUCACCCGACUGCGUCACGACUCGGCCGCGGCGCAGAAGCCUCUGGUCGUGGGACACUCGUGGCCAGCGAGCCUCUCUCCCCAAGCGCGGCGCCGAUGGCGAGUCCACACACGUGGCUUGUGUAUGUGCACCCGGACGUGGCACUACAGACAUUACCGCGGCUGUGGGCAUGCGCCUUUGGGGAGGACGCGUCAAACAACAGCGGCGGCGGCGGCGGGUCGGGGCAGGCGGCGUUCGAGUGCGGCACGACACGGGUACUGGAUGGCCGCCAUGAGGUGGAUGGCGACUGCAAGGAGUGGGUGGGAGUGAAUGGGGGUGAUGUCGGUCUGCCCUCGUGUUUCUAUGCGGCCGUGUCGCAAAAACGGCGACGACAGGCGGCUGAGGUGGAGAUGGUGUGCCGCUAUCUUCUGCCGACGACGCCACCGCCGCGCAACGCGUCCUCUGCGCUGCUCGUUCACCCGGCCGAAGUCCCCGUCCGUGCGCGGGCGCGCUCUUGUGGCCGUCCAACAGCGGCAGCGUCGACCAAAACUUCCCCAGCAACGACUUCUUCGACGUCAUCCACGGCGGCCGUGCUGAGGUCUGACGCGGUCCCACAGCGACUGCCCACCUCAGCAACGGGAUUGCCUCCCGAGGACGAUGGACACGGGCAGCAGCAGCAGCGGCAGGAGCUGGCAUGCUCGCUGCUGGUGUCGCCACUGCCACGCUGCACGGACCUUAUCAAGCAGCGCCGCUGGCUGGGCAAGCCGUUUGUGCUGGCGGAGGAGCUGAAGUACGGCCGCGUGGUCAAGUACAGCCACGCACAACAGGCGGCGCCGCGCGUGGUGUGA